Messenger RNA from Symbiodinium natans, 777 nucleotides. The record is from the annotation of a GenBank genome assembly. NCBI's taxonomy places the organism in Eukaryota, Dinophyceae, Suessiales, Symbiodiniaceae.
AUGCGGCAGCUGUGGAAGGUCGUGGGCGGAGCGGACCAGGGGAUCCUGGUCCGCGAGGGCCGGGACCUCCAGAGCCCGGCCUGCGCCGAGCGCCUGCGCUCCGGCGCCCUGGUGGAGGAGCUCGAGCUGCGUGUAGGAAGGCUCCGCUUCCGGAAGUAUGCGGGCGAUGGCCCUCUAGAAGGCUGGGCGAGCGUCAGCUUGGCCUCCGGGAAGGUUCUGCUGGUGCGGGUGGCGGAGAUGCCCUGGCCCUUGAAACCUCGGGACGAGGAGGUGUGGAGGAUGGAGCUCCAGCCCGAAGUUUUCCAGGUCCUCCGUGACAAGGUCACGGAGCCCCGGAAUUCUGGCGAGUACAACUCCUUCUUCCCCAGUGCCGGCCACUUCCGUUGCGCUGGUUGCCAGACGCCGCUGUACUCCCCGCAGUCGAAGAUGAAGGCCAACUGCGGGUGGCCAGCCUUCUCGAAGUGCUACACGCUUGAGGCAGAAGGCCUUGCAUCGGUGGUCGCCCAGGUGGACUGGACAUCGGGAGGCCGCGAGAUCCUCUGCCGCAACUGCGGUGGGCACCUUGGCCACGUCUUCAUGGACGGAGCCUUCCAUGGAGGCGACACUCCCGAGAGGCACUGCGUGAACUCGCUUUCCGUGGUAUGGGUGGAAGAGCCCAAGGCUCUGGAAGAAGUGGUCUGUGAUAUGCGGACUUUCGAGCGUCAGCUUCGUGAGCACAGACGCCAGGAUGAAGAGCAUUUCCCAAACACAUUGAACAUGAUUGAGCUAGGAUCUUGA